UUCUCACCAAAAAAAAAUAAAAUUCCCCAUCCCCUAAAAAAAAAAAAAAAAACUUCUGCAUUGAAGCAAGAAGGAAAUGCUUGGCUUCUAGUGGCCAGCCGCCGGCAUCACCUCCGAUCUCCGUCGCUUCGCAGUUCUUCCUCUUCAUCUUCUUUUGGCAAAUUUAGAAGGAUAUCUUUUCUGCUACAUCUCAGAAGCAUAAGCGAAUGGAUCUGGCAGACAGGGCAGUCGGUUUCCUAUUGUGUUGUAUCAGCUUAUCAAUAUUCACGUACUAUACAUUCUGGGUUAUCAUCCUGCCAUUUGUGGACAGUGACCACUUUAUCCACAACUACUUCUUACCUCAGGAGUACACAAUUGUAAUACCUGUUCUUGCUGGUGUUACUCUUCUUUGCUUUCUGUGCGUCUUCAUUGGAUCAGUAAUGCUGAAAUCCAAAAGGAAGAAGGCUUAGCAAAAUCGUCCGCUUUCAUUUAUAUUCAAUUUAACCUCUUUUUUCCAAAAGACCCUUGGCGAUUGUCAAUGUUUUCUCUUCAAAGUAAAGCGUUUGAUGGGGUUUAAGAGUUGGUAGUUAAAUGUUACUGGAGAAGCCUAUGAUAUACCAAAUUUUUGUGUAAGAAUUUCUUUUCAUUUAAUUUAUCAUUGUCAAAUACUUGUAUUA
This is a messenger RNA of Beta vulgaris subsp. vulgaris (sugar beet), 656 nucleotides long. RefSeq names its product dolichol-phosphate mannose synthase subunit 2. Bases 207 to 449 code for a protein of 80 amino acids. Gene Ontology annotation, biological process: GPI anchor biosynthetic process. The transcript is spliced from 3 exons. Lineage: Eukaryota; Viridiplantae; Streptophyta; Magnoliopsida; Caryophyllales; Amaranthaceae. The record is from RefSeq and is a predicted model, not a curated record. Gene Ontology annotation, molecular function: enzyme regulator activity. Gene Ontology annotation, cellular component: endoplasmic reticulum membrane; dolichol-phosphate-mannose synthase complex.